Anthostomella pinea is the source of this 2052-nucleotide messenger RNA. NCBI's taxonomy places the organism in Eukaryota, Fungi, Ascomycota, Sordariomycetes, Xylariales, Xylariaceae. The record is from the annotation of a GenBank genome assembly.
AUGUUUUACAGCCAUGAAAUCCUGACGAGCCAUCAGUAUGGCGUCGCAACCAUCUGGCUCGUCGCCACCGUCGGAAACAGGGGCGGCACCAAAAAGGUCACCCGAAAGGCCAUCCAGGAGGUCGAUGUGCAGAAAGCUUGCGGAAAGAUCCUCGAGCCAGGAGCACCUAUCGCGCUGCGACUGCAGGGCAACCUCCUCUAUGGCGUUUCGCGGGUCUACAACCAGCAAUGCUCGUAUAUGCUUACUGAUGCGGAGAAGAUUCGGCAUCACAUGAACAUGUUCUUCAAGCAGUUUGGUGGUAACCAUAUUGACCCAGAGGCGGGGCAGGCAAGGCCCGAGAACCUCCUGAUAGGCAAUGAUCCCGACUUCAUACCCGACAUGCAACUUCCCAGAUUCGACCUCGAUGCUCUUGUGGCAAGCCAAGGAACCCAGAAAACAUCUUCUCAGAUGUCGCCACUCCAGGACUCUUUCCUUCCAGGCUCUACCAGCCCUGGACGAGCCUUUGAUUUUCAGCUCGACCUUGGCCAUUCGGAUUCAUCUGGUCCUCGAGGUUCACCUUUCGGUCUUCAAGGUCUUUCAUCUGCACAAAAACCCGACGACGAACCCAUGCUUUUCACCCAAGAGGACGAGUACGACGCCGCCGGAGGCGAUUGGGGAUUAAUGAUAGACGAACAUGGAAAUGUCAUCGAAGCGGACGAUCCAGUCGUGGUCCAAGACGAGCCCGAGCUCCCUCCCUUGCCGCACAUGGAAGGAGAAGAACACCCACAAGCAAACGUUCAGCACCACGAGGAGCAACCCAUACUCGACGAACAAGGCCAACCCAUACUCGACGAACAAGGCGAUAUCAUUAUGAUGGAGGAAGAACCACUACCGGAAGUCGAAGCAUUUCCUGAAGCUCGUGAGCCCCUUGAAGAAGACGCGCCCCAAGUUCCCCCUGCGCAAGCACGACGAAAGCGGAAGGCACGCACGAUUCAGGCCGACCAAGCGACCGAGAUACCGAGAGACGUUCUGCGAGGGUGGCAGGAUAAUUACAUCGAUAACUGCGCUAUCAAACCACUUCGCUCGGUUGCACCCGCCCACGUCAAGAAAACAGCAAUGCUUCUGACGUUCGGCCGCGGCAUCGGCAAUAUUGGGCAGAGAAUUGGGCAGGAUAUCGGCAUCCCUGGAGCAUCACACCCCCUCUUCGCGAUGUAUUCCGGUGAUUCGCUGUUCACCGCCAUCACGGGAAUGGACAUCCCUGAAAAGCCCCGUGGCAGACGUCGAUCUGCAUCCGAAGCCAUCGGGGAUGACGAGGAACAGGAGGAGCGACGCGUCAGACCGCGACUCGGGGUGGAUGAAAUCGAGCAGCAGGCAUUGAAUGCUGCAGAUGAGCACAUAAUUGACAACGACCCCUUUGCCGCCGAAAACGCUAUGGAAGUAGGGCGAGAGGAGGAGCGGGCCAUGUCAGAACAACACUCAUCUGUCAUGCCGAUGCCGUGGAAUCGAGGUUCCUCCCUAGCGCCUGGUUCUUCAAUUCGCAAACCCGGAUCCGCGCAGAAAGGACGCGAUAUCUCGAGCCCCCUCGGCAACCGCGGCAGUGCCCAAGACAUCGUGCGCUACAGCGACGACGCGCCUAUGGGCUUUGGCGGGGAAGACGAUUUCGCACUCGGCGGCUUCGGAUCACAAGACUCCUCCUUCGACGGCAUGGCAGUGCCCGAGGUAAACGAGCUGCAGACCAAAGCCGGCGAGGACAACGUAGCCGAGCAGAACGAGCGCCUGCGCGCCACGCUCGACAACGAGGGUCACAACUUCCUCGGCUUCAUCGAGGACGCGGUCCGCGAUAACGGCGAGCGCCGCCAGGACGACGAUUUCGACAUCAAUCGCAAGUGGGUGGCAUUCGACGACCUGUUCGUGCCGUGCGACACGCCCCGCGCCAUGGCCGCCCAGGCUUUCUACCACACGCUGUGCCUCACCACAAAGGCCAAGUUGUACGUCGAGCAGUACGACGGCGAGCGCCAUGACGAGCCUUUCGGUCCCAUUUUUAUCGGGUCGAAGAUCUCUGGUGGUGCUUAG